CGCCCGCCGCUCGCCAAGAUGGCCACCUCUGCGGCGCGCUCUGCGGCUCGGCGGCUCCUCCUGCCUUGGUCCGCCCGCCUGGGGCGAGCGCCCGGCGCGGCGGAGCGGUGUGUGCAUAUUGGAACAGGCAGGCUCAGGGCUUCCAAAGCAGCCACAGAAGUAAUCUUAAACGUUCCUGAAACUAGGGUGAGUCCAUUGGAAAAUGGCUUGCAAGUAGCUUCUGAAGACUCUGGACUCUCAACAUGCACAGUUGGACUUUGGAUUGAUGCUGGAAGCAGGUAUGAAAAUGAGAAGAACAAUGGGACUGCUCACUUCCUUGAGCAUAUGGCUUUCAAGGGAACAAAAAAGAGGUCUCAGUUAGACCUCGAGCUAGAGAUUGAGAACAUGGGAGCUCAUCUGAAUGCAUAUACGUCCAGGGAACAAACUGUGUAUUAUGCCAAGGCUUUUUCAAAAGACUUACCAAGAGCUGUGGAAAUCCUUGCUGACAUAAUUCAGAACAGCACCCUGGGAGAAGCAGAGAUUGAGCGUGAGCGAGGAGUUAUCCUUCGGGAGAUGCAAGAAGUUGAAACCAAUUUGCAGGAAGUUGUCUUUGAUUACCUUCAUGCCACAGCCUAUCAGAAAACAGCCCUAGGACGGACAAUUUUAGGACCCACUGAAAACAUCAAAUCCAUAAAUCGUAAUGACUUGGUUGAGUACAUAACAACACAUUACAAAGGACCCAGAAUGGUCCUGGCUGCUGCUGGAGGGGUCUGUCAUGAUGAACUGCUUGACCUAGCAAAGUGCCAUUUUGGUAACUUGCCAUCUGCUCCAGAAGGAGGACUGCCACCCCUGCCACCUUGCAGCUUCACAGGUAGUGAGAUUCGAAUCCGGGAUGACAAGAUGCCCCUGGCCCACCUGGCCAUAGCUGUGGAAGCAGCUGGCUGGUCAGACCCAGAUACAAUCCCACUCAUGGUAGCCAAUACUCUGAUAGGUAACUGGGAUCGUUCCUUUGGAGGAGGCGUGCAGAAUUUAUCCAGUAAGCUUGCUCAGAUUGCCUGCCAUGGUAACCUGUGUCACAGUUUCCAGUCCUUCAACACCUGCUAUACUGACACAGGGCUGUGGGGACUCUAUAUGGUCUGUGAGCCAUCUACUAUUCAGGACAUGGUGCACUUUGUUCAGAGAGAAUGGAUAAGACUUUGCACAAGCGUUACAGAAAAUGAAGUAGCUCGAGCGAAAAAUCUUCUAAAGACAAAUAUGCUGCUACAACUUGAUGGGUCUACACCAAUCUGUGAAGACAUUGGAAGACAAAUGCUGUGUUAUAAGCGCCGAAUCCCAAUUCCAGAACUUGAGGCGAGAAUUGAUGCUAUUGAUGCCCAGACUAUUAGAGAGAUCUGCACAAAGUACAUCUGUGAUAAGCAUCCUGCAGUUGCUGCUGUUGGUCCAAUUGAACAACUCCCAGAGUAUAGCAAAAUCUGCAGUGGCAUGUAUUGGCGCCGUGAGUAGUGAAUAACAAGAACUUUCAGUAUAUUUGAGCUUUUUUAAAAAAAAAAAGAAAGAGAAAACCAAUAAAAAACCCCAAAACAAAACAAAAAACC
Molecule: messenger RNA, 1574 nt
Organism: Corapipo altera (White-ruffed manakin)
Lineage: Eukaryota; Metazoa; Chordata; Aves; Passeriformes; Pipridae
Gene: PMPCB
Product: peptidase, mitochondrial processing beta subunit
Exons: 13
Coding region: 19-1482 (487 amino acids)
Cellular component (GO): mitochondrion
Molecular function (GO): metal ion binding; metalloendopeptidase activity
Source: RefSeq, a predicted model, not a curated record